AGAGAGAGAGAGAGAGAGCAGGGAGCGCAUGUCAGAAACGUGCGGUAACGGAUACGUGCCAGGGGGGGACCACUCUUAAACGCCACACCCGUCACACACCCCGAAGGUGAAUCAACAGAGGGGGCUGGAUAGAGCGUGUGACAGUGACAGUCUACCGGGAGUUUCCCCCCUACGCAGAUAGGCGAAUAAAAGACGGAAAGAGGACGUAUUGCGCAUGGUCCGAGGAAGCGCAUCUGGAGACGGACUACAGCAUCAGCAACAGAACAAGCUUCCUCUGGUGGACUGACGACCACAAAGGAUCAUGGGAGGUGUUGUUCUAGAUGAGGGUCCCGGGGGGGUGAAGGCUCCAGACGGGGGCUGGGGCUGGGCGGUGCUGGUCGGAUGUUUCGUCAUCACUGGUUUCUCCUACGCCUUCCCUAAAGCGGUCAGUGUGUUCUUCAAGGAGCUGAUAAGGGAGUUUGGAGUGGGCUACAGCGACACGGCCUGGAUCUCCUCAAUACUCCUGGCCAUGCUGUAUGGCACAGGUCCUUUGUGCAGCGUGUUGGUGAACAGGUUCGGCUGCCGUCCAGUAAUGAUGGUGGGAGGGUUGUUUGCGUCGCUGGGCAUGAUCCUGGCUUCCUUUGCUACCAGCAUCUUACACAUCUACCUCUGCACUGGAGUCAUCACAGGUCUGGGCUUGGCGUUGAACUUCCAGCCGUCCCUGAUCAUGCUGAACCGCUACUUCAGCGAGAAGCGUCCGCUGGCUAACGGGCUGGCGGCGGCGGGCAGCCCCGUGGCACUCUGCUGCCUCUCCCCCCUGGGCCAGGUGCUGCAGUACCAGUUUGGCUGGAGGGGGGGCUUCCUCAUCCUGGGGGGCCUGCUGCUCAACUGCUGUGCCUGCGGGGCCCUCAUGAGGCCCCUCCUGGGGCCCCCCAAGCCCCAAGACCUGGAGAAGAAGCCUGGAGGGGAACAAGGGGAGGAGGAGAAGCCUAAACCAAAGAAGAAGCCCCUGCUGGACUUUAGUGUGUUCAAGGACCGCGGGUUCCUCAUCUACACCAUCGCAGCCUCCAUCAUGGUCCUGGGGCUGUUUGUGCCCCCCGUGUUUGUGGUGAGCUACGCCAAGGAGAUGGGGAACGAGGACACUAAGUCGGCCCUGCUCCUCACCAUCCUGGGGUUCAUAGACAUCUUCGCGAGGCCCACCUCGGGCCUGAUUGCUGGGAUGAAGUGGGUGCGGCCCAGGUGCGUGUACCUGUUCAGUUUCGCCAUGCUCUUCAACGGGUGCACCGACCUGGUUGGAUCACAGGCGACCACAUACACAGGCCUGGUGGUUUAUUGUAUCUUCUUUGGGAUCUCCUACGGAAUGGUGGGAGCGCUCCAGUUUGAGGUUCUCAUGGCGAUCGUGGGCACAGAGAAGUUCCCCAGCGCUAUAGGUCUGGUGCUCCUAAUGGAGGCUAUCGCUGUGCUAGUGGGACCCCCUGGAGCAGGCCGCCUACUGGACGCCACCAAGAACUACAUGUUUGUGUUCCUGCUGGCAGGGAUUGAGGUCACGCUAUCAGCCCUGGUGCUGGCAUCAGGCAACUUCCUGUGCAUCAAGAGGAAGCAGGAAGAGCCAGAGGCCAAGCUGGAGAUGGCCGUGACCGCCGCAGAGAAGCAGGAGCUGAACGGAGGGGAGCAGGAGGAGCAGGAGGAGCAGGAGGAGCCAGGCAGAGAGAACGGGGCAGCAGGAGUGAGGGACAGUGUCACGACAGACUCAGGGGAGAAGAACGGAGGACUAGUGAACUCUGAGACAUCUCUUUGAAGAAAGAGAGAGAAUAUUAUUAGAUGAUUAUAUAUAUAUAUAUAUUUAUGGAGAGAUUUGAAGUGAGAUGGUGGUUUGCUGUGAUCGUGAGUGAAGAACACCACUAUCAGGACAGAAAGAGAAAGGCACACUCGGAAGGGUGGCACAGAGAGGAGUGGAGAGACAGAAGUUCAGACAUGGUAGACACUCCUAAUGUCUAACACCAUGAGAGGAACAGGUGCAAUUCACACAUAAAAGCAUUUAACCAUCGCAUAUCCGCUCGGGACUCGGGACUUUUUGAACCCACUCAGUUUUCAGUAUUAUUUUUGAACUAUUUCAAUAUGAUAUGAAGAAAUCCAAUUGAUCUUGUCAGUAUUUAUUUUCAUGCCAUGACGAACUAAACAUGCCUAUAUGUUUGUUUGAACUUUGUGUUUAAUUAUGAUAUUCUGUCCUCUAAAUUACUUCAGCACCAUCGAGGUCAGUAUUUUGUUGUAGAUAUCGUCUACCAUUGUGUACAGGUAUCCUGUCUGGAUGUCUGUGUGUCAGGUCAGUGUCAGAGCAUUAUUCUACUCUAAGGAAGUAUUCUCCAGUGGACAUAUACUGAAUGUAAACCUGCACAGGGAUCAAAGGAUUACUUCCCCACACACAAAGACCCUGUAAGCGCUUGUGUUGACCUUCUCCACAUAAAUAUAUUUGCUGUUUGUUGGAUGUAAUGAGUGAGUUAAUGACUGAAGGACUAGCUGGGAUACACCUCUGGGGAAGUGCAGCAGUGGAGCUGAGACAAGCACCUGCCACAGUGGGAGGGCACGUGGACCUACAGCACCCUCUACUGGCUCCUUACAACACAGCACCUUCAAUGUCAAAUCUUAACAUGGGUCCAACUAUUUUAAGCUCUUUAAAUUCAUUUGAUUCUUAAAUCACAACUGAUUUUCUUGGAUGAUAAUAUAUUAUAAAACGCUUGGUCAAUAACAACACAAUGGCUACAAGUACUUAUUUAUUUACAUGUUGUUUUUAAAGUACACAAAUACAGUGGCAAAUACAAAUAAGAGAGAGAAAGAUAAAGUAAGUUAGACAGCUGGUAGCUCAGAUAAUUACACAGGUAUCCGUGACUGGCCAAACUGGCCACGGGUCAUUAACACAGGGAGAGGACUGGUACUGAGAGCAGGUCUAGAAGACUCAACCAGGCUCAGCUGAUUGGCUGAAGACUAGAACAAGGGUUUAGUUGAAUAGUCCUCAACAUCUUGUCCUCACUCCAAAAUGUGUAGUUAAAUAUCCAAGACCACAGCUGACCUCAGUGUGUAUUUUAUGGGGUAUAAGUGAUAGAGGUUAUACCGCUUUAUAGAGUCUGUAUGCAGCCUUCAUAGUUAGUUUGAAGCCACAUCCGUGCAGGACCACUCGGGCAUCACGACAGAGCAGUCUGGGGAGAUAAGGACAUUGUUUCACACAGUUCUUUAUGUGUAUAUAAAAAGUAUUUAACAUUCGAUAGGACAGCUUGUAGUUUCAAAUUGCAGCUGUGUAAAAUCAUCUGGUAGAAGUUUGACAGAGUCUGUGUGUUUGCUCCAGGAUCUCAGCAGCUCCUGCUGCGGUCCUGCACUUCAUCUCAAGGGCUCUGACCAGGCCCUGGGCAAGACCAGGCAAGCUAGCCUGACCCUAACCGCUACCUGGAUCCAGAACAAACCAGUUACCUGGCAUUCCUCGGGUUGUGGAUGCCAGUCAUAUAUGUUUUUGUUAAAACCCGAAUACACCCCAAAAUAGAAACCAAGAUGAAGGGAGAGUGAAGAGAUGUACACGUCUAUAUUACAUGUUAUUUCACAGCUUAGAAAUCAUAUGAAGACCAGGAGGCAGGGGGUCUGUACACCGGAGGGAGGACGUCUGAUGGAGGCCUGUGCCCUCGGACACGCACUAGCUCACUAGUACACCAAGAAGUGCACUAGCUCACUAGUACACCAAGAAGUGCACUAGCUCACUAGUACACCAAGAAGUGCACUAGCUUACUAGUACACCAAGAAGUGCACUAGCUCGCUAUUACACCAAGAAGUGCACUAGCUCACUAGUACACCAAGAAGUGCACUAGCUCAAUAGUACACCAAGAAGUGCACUAGCUCACUAGUACACCAAGAAGUGCACUAGCUUGUUAGUACACUGAGUGGGGGCAGGUGACUUCUGGAGUAGUUAGCCAGAAACAUGCAGUCUCUGGUACAUAGUUAGUCUUACAACGUAAGUGAAAAGGGCUGGGGAAUGGGGGAACAACAGAACGGAACUUGUGGUCUGAGAAACAUGAUCUGGAAAUACAA
Messenger RNA from Hypomesus transpacificus, 4050 nucleotides. RefSeq names its product solute carrier family 16 member 3b (gene slc16a3b). Bases 302 to 1777 code for a protein of 491 amino acids. Lineage: Eukaryota; Metazoa; Chordata; Actinopteri; Osmeriformes; Osmeridae. Gene Ontology annotation, biological process: monocarboxylic acid transport; transmembrane transport. The record is from RefSeq and is a predicted model, not a curated record. Gene Ontology annotation, cellular component: membrane. The transcript has 6 exons. Gene Ontology annotation, molecular function: monocarboxylic acid transmembrane transporter activity.